This is a messenger RNA of Desarmillaria tabescens, 1884 nucleotides long. Its product is annotated as general substrate transporter. The record is from RefSeq and is a predicted model, not a curated record. Gene Ontology annotation, biological process: transmembrane transport; carbohydrate transport. Gene Ontology annotation, molecular function: carbohydrate:proton symporter activity. Gene Ontology annotation, cellular component: membrane. The coding region runs from base 104 to 1735 and encodes 543 amino acids. The transcript has 13 exons. NCBI's taxonomy places the organism in Eukaryota, Fungi, Basidiomycota, Agaricomycetes, Agaricales, Physalacriaceae.
UUGUGCUUCCUCUCCCCACCCCCGCAUCUAUACGGUCAUCUCGUCAUCCGGGGUACCUACUAACCGAAUAUAUAUUUGCCCCUCACUGUUCACGCUGUCAAUCAUGGCCUCUGAUAACGAGAAGCCUCGACAUGUUCACCACGAGCAUCCCGACUUUGAGAAGGAAGUCGCUUCUUACGACUUCAAAUUACGGGGAAGAAAAUUGACCGCCGCCAUCGCGUUCAUCAGCGGUACUGGGUUCACUCUCUUCGGAUAUGAUCAAGGUGUUAUGUCCGCCCUGCUGACCGCCAACCAGUUCGAGAAAGUGUUCCCCCAAGUUAUUGUUGACUCUGCUCAUCCGAACCACGCCACUCUACAAAGUUUCGUGGUGGCAAUAUAUGAGAUUGGAUGCCUGAUGGGCGCGUUAACCAACCUUUGGCUCGGUGACAAGCUCGGUCGUCGUAGAACAAUGGUUAUUGGCGCUAUCAUCAUGACUAUUGGUGCUAUCCUGCAAACGACAUCUUUCAGUUAUGCUCAAAUGGUUGCUGCCCGGAUUAUAACCGGCGUAGGUAACGGUCUUAAUACGUCCACUGUCCCGGCCUACCAUGCGGAAUGUUCUCCUGCCGCUAAACGAGGAAGUUUGAUCAUGAUCGAAGGUGCACUCAUUGCUUUUGGUAUCCUGAUAUCUUUCUGGGCUGGCAACUCAUCUGUCCAAUGGCGUUUCCCUAUAUCAUUCCAGAUUUUCUUUGCUCUUGUCAUGGCUAUAGGGAUUAAUUUUCUACCCGAAUCCCCUCGAUGGCUCAUCAAAGUUGGUCGUAAAGCCGAAGCACUAGCUGUUAUUUCUGCUCUUGACGAUAAACCCAUCAAUGACCCAGAAGUACGGCAAACCUUCAAGGCCAUCAACGAAGCCGUUGAGCUCGAAGAAGGAAAUUCACUCUCUGGAAAAGUAGCGCUGAAGGAGAUAUUCACUGGAGGACGCAGCCAGAACUUCAGGCGAGUCGUUCUGGGCGUUGUUAUUCAAGCCUUCCAACAGCUUACCGGUAUCAACUUGAUCACGUACUAUGCUACCAUACUGUUCGAGCGUCUGGGUCUCUCGGAUGUCAAGUCCCGCAUUUUGGCUGCCUGUAACGGAACUGAAUACUUCUUCAUCGCGCUUCUACCCCUCGUCUUGAUUGAUCGGGUUGGACGCAGGAAACUCAUGCUAUUCGGAGCCAUAGGCCAAUGUAUAACCAUGGUUCUUUUGGCCGUUCUCGGAGCGGUCGACACUCCCCCAGCCCAAAUCGUCAGUGCGGUGCUUUUGUUCGUAUUCAAUUCGUUCUUCGCCCUUGGUUGGUUAGGCAUGACCUGGCUUUACCCGGCCGAGAUCGUUGGUCUGCGUAUGAGAGGCCCUGCCAACGCGUUGAGUACAGCAAGCAAUUGGAUAUUCAACUUCUUGGUUGUCAUGAUUGUAGGACCUUCCUUCGAAAACAUCAAUUGGGGAACAUAUGUUGUGUUUGCUUCUCUUAACGCUAUGAUCGUCCCCAUCGUCUACCUUUUCUUCCCGGAAACUGCGGGAAGAUCACUCGAAGACAUGGACGUGAUCUUCGCGAUUGCUUACAACGAAAAGGUUUCCCCCGUGGCCGUCUCGCUACGGAAAGACAUUCCAGCCGCUGGAACUCCUGAGGCUGACAGAAUCCUUGGAUUUUCGAGUGCGGUGUCGUCACGGGAAGAUGUUCGAGAAAUCCGGGAGCACCACGCACCUGAGGGCAAGGUGUGAUGAAAUCUUCUUGCACGACUGAAGCACGAGAUUGGGUCAAACGAAUUGUAUAACCUAGGGGGAUACUUAUUGUAUAUUAGAAUUCGCGCUUCCCAACAUGAGACAUGACGUCCCGGCCCAUCUACACUUUCAAUGACACUAAUGUUCAU